AGUGAGAGAGGAGCGCAAGUGGAGUUGAAGGAACGACGAAGCGAACUAAACCUCCUCUGGAUCGACUCAUACGAGUUUAACGUUCAGUUUCUACCGAGCUUCGUUCGCUCGAGUGUCUAUCCAACGUCAAACUUGCUUACUUCCGUUCUUAUCAACCCUCUGAUUAACCAGAGAAUUUAACAGGAUGUCGGAAGAGCAGAAGCCGAGCUAUAAGUUAAUUUACUUCAAUUCUCGAGGAAGAGCUGAGCACAUUCGUUACAUUUUUGCACACGCCGGUGUAGAUUACAUCGAUGAACGAGUCCCGAAGGAACGUUGGCCAGAAGUCAAGAGAUCAAUGCCGUAUGGAAUGCUGCCGGUGCUGGAGAUUGACGGAAAACCAAUAGCCCAAAGCAAUGCAGUGGGAAGAUUUCUCGCCCGUAAAUACGGACUUGCAGGUCAAAACGAGUGGGAGUCAAUGCUUUGCGAUGUACUCGUUGAUACUCUUGGGGAUCUUAAGUUAGUUAUAUUUCAGUAUAGAACAGAAGAAGAUUUUAUAAAAAAAGAAGAAAAGAAGGUCAAGCUUCUUAAAGAGACAAUACCUUUUUAUCUCAACAAGUUUGAGCAAACAAUUGUUGAAAAUGGCGGGUUCGCCGUUGGCUCAACAACCACAUGGGCCGACUUUGUUUUGGCAGUUGCUCUGGAGAAUUUUGAGCAAAUAUUUGGCGUAGCAGCAUUGGAUAAUUACCCAGGUCUUCGUGGAUUAAAACAACGAGUUCACGAAAUUCCGGAGAUCGUUGAGUGGCUUGCGAAGCGACCACAAACUGACUUUUAAAGUAAACGCUCGUCUGAAGUACGAGUACAGGAAACAACACAACUCAAAUUAACAAGUCAAUAUUCCAAAGAGCCAAGUGCUGUAUUUUAUUUUUAUUUAUAUGCAAGUACUUGGCUCAAAUAUACCCAUUUAUUUUUAUUAAAUUAAUUAUAUCAUCAAAUAGACGUACAAAUUUCAAUAUAUACGUACUUAUUUAGUAUUAAAAAAUUUAUUUAUUUAACAAGGGGUCGUCAGAUAUUUUUGGCUGAGUUUUUCCUGAAAACAAAAUCUCCAAAUACAAACUACAGACCGCACAUUGAUGUAGUACUGUCUAAUUUAGCGAAGUGCGCUUUAAUUUUUUUAUAAUAUUCGUUUGUUGAGGGCAAAAACUCAGCCACAGUUUCGGACUACUGUAUAACUGCAAGAAAGAUAAUAUUGUUCGCCCUCUUGGGUGUGAGAGAGAAAAAAGUAAGACCGCCUGUUAAUUAAAUAAAAUAAAAUGAAAUACGUAAACCUCAGUAACUUUGGCUUCGUCAGGGUAAUUUUGACUUCUCUCAAAAGUAUGUUAGGUCGAAUUAAGCGUCUUUUGAUUUUGAACCGUCUGUUGAUUACGCGUACAAUAAAUUAUUUGUCGUAUUUAAAUAUUAUUUUGUAAGCGGACAAUCCUGUAAAAGAAAAUCAGCUCCGAAAAUGUUGAACAUUUUCAGGGCAAACUCAGGUGUACAUUUUUUUUACUCAUUUUUUUCUAGUCAUUUUAAAAUAUUAAAUUUUCUUAUUCGUCAAUCGCUUGAGUUGGGGUUUUGUAAAUUCUAAUAGUACAAUUUGUCACUUAUUAAUUUUAUACAUAUAUAUUUAUUUAUGGGAAAAAGAAAAUUCAAUUAUUGGCACGUGGCCACAUAGGGAUGAUAGCCAAUAAAGAAAAAGAAAUUAAUUAUCACUAUUAUAUAUGUGUAUGACGUAGACACAUCCUGAAAUUAGACAUUUCAUGAACUGUCUAUACAUUUCACGAACUGCAGACAGAUCGUGUAAUGAUCAUUGCGUUACACCAAGUGUCUAAAAUUUUUAGGAAUUUCAUGAAGUGCAUCAGGGCCUUAGACAUUUCGUGAAAUGUCUAAUGGCGGUAUCGCUGAUUGUGUAAUGUCUUGCAGCAUGAACCUGUGUGAGUUCUUGAGCGCGAAAUAUGACUUGUUUGAAAAUAUUACACAAUCGGCAAUACCGCCAUUAGACAUUUCACGAACUGUCUAAGUAACAGACAUUUCAUGUAAUUCUACAACAUUACACGAUCUGUCUAAGGCCCUGUUGCAUUUCAUUAAAUGCCUAAAAAUUUUACACAGUAAGAAAGGAUUAAAAAUCAAAACCCACCGUGUGUAAAAUGAACGUUUUACACUUAUUUAUAUGUUACCUUAACAUGUUGUGUGUUAAAAAAAGUUAGACACGUAAACCUUAAAAAAUAAAAAUUUUCCAAGAUUUCUUUUGUGAUGGUCGACAUUAUUGUUAACAUAUUUUGUGUGUUGAUUUGACGGUAACAUAUAAAAAGUGUUACUUUCGAAUAAAAUAACAUUUUUGUGUGUCAAAAAAUCAAUCGAUUGCGACAGUUCAAACAAGAUAAGAUCAAAUUCAACACUCAGAAUUUUAACAGACGUUUUUUUUACACUUUGACGAUUCGUUUUUUACUGCACAGCUGAAAAUUUUGUGUUUUUGUGUAUAAACAAUCAAUGGUUAAAUAUUUUGUGUUAAUUAUUUGACACCAUCAAGUGUAAAUUUAACUAAAAUUGAAUGUGUUAUCUGAUCUCAACAAGUUUUAAGUCUGUGUUAUUGUUUGACACAAGUACAAUGUGUUAAAUUAACACAAAAAAUUUAGUGGACCGUUUGGAACAUGUGAUUUGUGUUAAAUUUAACACAAAUUUUUCAACUGUGUAGACACUUCGUAUAACGGAAUGAUCGUUACACGAUCUGUCUGCAGUCCAUAAAAUGUCUAAUUUCGCGAUGUGUCUACGACAUAUAUAUAAAUAUAUAUAAAAAAUAAAUAAACAUAUAUAAAAAUAUAUAUACACAAAAAAAGAAUUUGGUGGAAGAAAUUUUUUCCCGCCCAAGAAAAUUUUUGGUUUCAAUUAAAAAUGCAAAAAAUUUCUUGCGCCAAAAAAAUAUUUUUUUUUGUGUACAUAUAUAAUUAAUUAUAUAUAUAUAAUUAAUUAUAUAUAUACUUGGAGUGUAUAUGUUUGAGUGUAUAGAUGUUACUAUUAUUGAUGUUGAAAUGUGUAAGCGUUGCAUUGUUGUAAUUUAAUUAAUUAAUUAAUUAAUUAAUUAAUUAAAUGAUUAACAAAAAAGGGUAAUACAAUAAAUAAUAAUUAAAAAAAUAUUUAUGAUUAAUGUGCAAACGUUAACGAAUUAACAAAUUGAAUGCAUUUAAUAAAUUAAAUUAUUUUGAUUGCUCAUGUAACAAUUGACUAUUGAUUAGUCAUUUGUAAAUUAAUAUUUAUUUUUAAAACUGAAAAAUUGACAGAGUAAAAAGUAAUAUGAUUGCUUACUGUAAUUAGAAAGUGUUGUUUCAAAAUAUUUAUUUAUUUAUCAAAUUAAAAGUAAAAGUCAAUCACUGUCAUGCAACUGCUAAGAAAUUCGAUAUUAUAAGUGUGAAUUUUAAUUGUUUGUUAAGUUUCAUAAUGAAUGAAAUAAUAAUAAUAAUAAUUAAUAAAAAAUGAAAUAGUUGGCUCUAGAAAAAAAAAAAUAAAUGUCAAUGUAUCAUAUCAUUACUAUUGUAUACGAGUAAACCAAAGAAAAACGAUAAAUGUUAUUGUAAUGUUUUGAUUUGCUUGAAAAAAAAAAUAAUAAUAAAAUAUAAUAAUGAUAUUUAUUCUAACAAAUAUGAGUGUUUAUUAAUAUCAUGUAUUUUUAUCAGUAUUGAGUAAAAAUGAUUAUUCUAGAGUGGAAAACCCACCGACUGUUGGCAAGUACUCAGGACGAGAUCAGUCGGACCGGGUGUAAAAAUAGUUAUGAAAAUUUUCUAUAAAAUUUUGUUGUCUUUCUAUGAAAUUUUGUUUCUGAUCGUUCACAUGGCAGUGCCACAAUUCUACUCACAACUACUCUACUCGAGGGAAGCACAGUAGGAUCUCGUUAUUAGACUAUUAGUUUCUCUCUCAAACUAUCGCGAUACGUGGUUUAUAAAAAAGACAGAAUGAUAGUCUUAUAACGAGGUCCAACUGUAGCUACAGUCGAAAUCCAUUAUCUCGGAACUUCCCCUCAAUCUUGACUCCCACUACGAGCUACGCUGCCUCCCACCCGAUGCUAUACAUUUGUAUGUGUCUUUAUAUGGUUAUAUUUGCACCAUACAUGUAUAUGUAAGAGCGCAUGCAGUAUAGUGAUCUUUUUAAGGGAGAAAGGGCAUCCGUUAACUAGGAAAUUCUAAGAAAUUUCCGCUUCUUAGUAGAUUAAUGUCCGAGUUAAUGGAAUUCGACUGUACAACUCUACUCACUCACAACUUUACUCAG
This is a messenger RNA of Microplitis mediator, 4275 nucleotides long. Its product is annotated as glutathione S-transferase-like. Lineage: Eukaryota; Metazoa; Arthropoda; Insecta; Hymenoptera; Braconidae. Gene Ontology annotation, biological process: glutathione metabolic process. The record is from RefSeq and is a predicted model, not a curated record. Gene Ontology annotation, molecular function: glutathione transferase activity. The transcript is spliced from 5 exons. The coding region runs from base 185 to 811 and encodes 208 amino acids.